Messenger RNA from Prunus dulcis (almond), 1113 nucleotides. RefSeq names its product IQ domain-containing protein IQM1-like. The record is from RefSeq and is a predicted model, not a curated record. Bases 1 to 1113 code for a protein of 370 amino acids. The transcript has 8 exons. Lineage: Eukaryota; Viridiplantae; Streptophyta; Magnoliopsida; Rosales; Rosaceae.
AUGGUCAUACUGACAUCCACCAAUUUUAAGUCCAAGAGAAAAGCAACAUCUAGAACAGUUCGCUUCAAGAAAACUGAUUUGAGCAAAGCCAACAAAUCUCAUGGGCUGGAAAAAGUGAUUUCUCAAGAACCUAUAAGCAGCAAGAAAAGGAAAACAGGAGAGCUAAAUUUGAGGACAGGUGAUUCAUUGAAGACUACACAGGAAAAACCUGAUAGUUUCAUUGAGAAGUUCAAUCCAACAAUUUCUUUAACCAAGCCAGAAGAUUGGUUUUCUCCCCGGUCCCCAAGGGAGCUUGAUGCAGCUGCAAUCAAGCUGCAGAAAGUUUACAAGCGUUACCGAACUAGACAAAACAUUGCAGAUUGCUCUGUGGUUGCUGCUGAGGAGCUAUGGUGGCAGGCAUUAGACUUUGCUGCUCUUAGGCGAAGCUCUGUGUCCUUCUUUGGUUCUGGUAAAUCAGAAACUGCAGUUUCAAGAUGGGCAAGGGCUAGAACAAGGGCUGCCAAGGUUGGGAAGGGUUUGUCCACGGAUGAGAAGGCUCCAAAAUUAGCUCUAAGACAUUGGCUUGAGGCUAUUGAUCCGCACCAUCGUUAUGGACAAAAUCUGCACUUGUAUUAUGAUGUUUGGUUUAGUAGUGGGAGCUUUCAACCUUUCUUCUACUGGUUGGAUGUUGGAGAUGGCAAAGAAGUAAAUCUUGACAAGUGCCCAAGAACUGAUCUGCAGGGUCAAUGCAUCAAGUACCUUGGACCAAAAGAGAGGGAAGCUUAUGAAGUGAUUGUGAAAAGUGGGAAGCUUGUGUACAGACAAAGUAGGAAACUUGUGAAUACUGCUGAGGGUUGUAAAUGGAUCUUUGUCCUCAGCACAUCAAGGAAAAUGUAUGUUGGGGAGAAGAAGAAAGGCCUUUUCCAGCACUCUACUUUUCUAGCUGGAGGUGCCACACUUGCAGCAGGGAGAAUUGUUGCCUUUAAUGGGGUUCUUGAGGCUGUAUGGUCCUACAGCGGUCACUACCGCCCGACAGAAGAGAAUUUUAUGGAGUUCAUUAGCUUCUUAGAGGAGCAUCAGGUGGACUUAACAGAUGUUAAAAAAUAUCCUAUAGAUGAUGAUGUUCCACCUUAG